CCGUUGCGAGGCCUUUUCGAGGCUGAUCAUGGUGUCACUGAACUCGUCUUUUUCUGCAAUCCACCGGACGGAAACAACCAAAGCCCCGAUAACUUUAUUGUAAUAGACAAUAAUUCGCCAUAUGGAUACUGGAGACAGAUUACAUGGUGCCCCAAAGGAUCUGUUAUUAUUGCAAUCCAAGAAAAAGUUGAUUUCGAAAAACUUGACAACGCCGGUAUCACCAACUUGGCUGCUAAAUGCGGACGUCCACAAGACGACAGAACUGUUCAACCAUCUUUUGCCUCUGAGUUCUUCUAUGCUCAUGGUAAAUGGACCCAGGAAAACUGGUGUGAUGUUGGAUCGGUCUUGGCCAGCUUUAACCCUAAAUCUACCAGAAGACGAGGACUCGUAAGCGCUUGUUAUGGAUGCCGUAAAAUCUGA
This is a messenger RNA of Caenorhabditis elegans, 420 nucleotides long. The record is from the annotation of a RefSeq genome assembly. NCBI's taxonomy places the organism in Eukaryota, Metazoa, Nematoda, Chromadorea, Rhabditida, Rhabditidae.